AGUCCUUGUCUGGGCUGGGUCAGACUCGGUGUUUGCGGGUCACCCUCGUGGAGCAAAUUUCUUCUACGGAAACAGAUCUUGCCUCCCGUCCUCUUAAUCCCCGCCACUCCCAUCUAAGGCUACGUUUUUCUUUGGGACCUCGAAAUGCCGGGCUUGUGGGCCUCCAAGGUGGGAAAGUGGCAGUGGCGUGCCUUCGGACUCAGACUGAACUAAUUCAUGACUAGUGAACUUGAGUUUGCAGUGGAAGUCAUAUCGGGAGACUCGGGAAAAAUUCACUUCCCCGAAUAAGGGAAUACAGUUCUUUUAGGAGAAAUUGCUUCUUGCAGGGCCACGGAAAAAAAGACAGCCUUGCAGGGCUCGAUGCCACUGGACUCAUCUUCAUCAUCAAUGCAACUGUCCUUCCCGUCACCUUUACCCUCGGUGCCAGACAAUUUUACUAACUCUUCCCCUCCCCCAAUGUCUUACAUCACUUCCCAGGAAAUGAAGUGUAUUCUUCACUGGUUUGCCAGUUGGUCAGGUCCUCAGCGUGAACGUUUCCUACAGGACCUGGUAGCUAAAGCAGUACCAGGAAAAUUACAGCCAUUGCUAGAAGGUCUGGAGCAGCUUAGUGUGUCUGGAGGAAACCGGCCACCUUGUAUCUUUGAGUGCCAGCUACGUCUUUGGGAUCAGUGGUUUCGAGGUUGGGCUGAGGAGGAACGCAAUGAAUUUGUCAGGCAGCUGGAGAUCAAUGAGCCAGACUUUGUGGCAAAGUUUUACCAAGCAGUGGCUGCUACAGCUGGUAAAGACUGAUAGGCAUUAAAAUCAGAGAAGAUAACCAGAGCUGAUGGAGUCAAAGCCACAACUUGACAGUGAGAACUUCAGGUUUGUCACUUAAAGGUCUGGGAAUGGUAUCCUGAACUGCUGACUAAAGUCGCUGAACACCACAGGCCUGGUUAUUUCAGUGUUAGCUGGACUCCUAGUGUGAAUGUUUUCAAUCUAAGCAAAUCCAGAUCAGCAGUCUGCCUGAAGAGAUGUCAAACCCUCAAGAAUUUAAUGGCUUCUUUUGUAACUAUAACCAAAAGGCACCUACACAUUGUUACUCAAGCCUACUACUGGCCCAUGGGGUUAUAAAGCAGAGCCCUCCUACUCCAUAAACAGAAGAGAAGGGCAAUAAAAGGUCAUGUUUUUAUAUUUAGCUGGAUUCAGAUGGCUGGUUUCACCACCUUUAGCAGAUUCUGGCAUAAUUAUGUGACAUCCUGACCACUAGCUUUCCUGUGAUGAUACAGUAAAAUUAUGGAAAAAUUAGAAGAGGGAGAUAAUUAAUUACUCCUUCCUCCACACUGAUGUGUGUUUGAAGCCAAAUAACAAUGACUUUUUCAAAAGCAUAUGUGAUAUCCUUGGAGCUGCUAGCAGAUGUUCUUAUUCUGUAAGCUUGCUCUACAGCAACAUGAGAACAAAUGAUACUCUUUAGAGGUAGAAGGGUUUAUUUUUUGUAUCAAAAUAAAGAAUCUUCAGAAUGAUAA
Phyllostomus discolor (pale spear-nosed bat) is the source of this 1502-nucleotide messenger RNA. RefSeq names its product chromosome 1 C14orf119 homolog (gene C1H14orf119). Lineage: Eukaryota; Metazoa; Chordata; Mammalia; Chiroptera; Phyllostomidae. The coding region runs from base 361 to 789 and encodes 142 amino acids. The transcript is spliced from 2 exons. The record is from RefSeq and is a predicted model, not a curated record.